AUGUCCUCUUCACAGCCUGCGACAGCAGAUAUCGGCUACAUCACCGACCCGGGCCCAUUAGAGAAUACCUACACGUCGGAUCCCAGUCUUCAACGGACACUGGCAUGGUACUUACCAUCCGCUACGUUGAAAUAUGUACAACCACAUCUCACCCAGCUCGGUGCCGAGGCUAUUUGCGAGCAGGUCCGUGAAUGGAGCGCCGAUGCUGAGCGCAAUGUGCCAUAUGUGAAGAGCCACAAUGUUUGGGGUAAACGAUAUGAUUAUGAUCGAUUGGUGACCACGGAAGGUUGGAAGCAACUGGGAAAAUGGGGUGCUCGGAAUAGGAUUGUCUCGGCGGGCUACGAUCAGCGUCUGGGAGUUGAUCGGAGAACAGUUCAGUAUGCGCUAAACUAUUUGUACAGUCCUUCUUCGGGGCUCUACUCCUGCCCCAUUAGCAUGACUGAUGGCGCUGCUUUUAUUCUCUCAUCGAAAAUCAAUAAACUACCAUCUACGCAUCCUUUCCAUGCUGUGUUCCAGAGGCUGGUCUCCGAAAAGGAUGAUCACUGGACCUCGGGUCAGUGGAUGACCGAGAGAGCCGGUGGCAGCGACGUACAAAACACCGAAACGUGGGCUACAUACUCACCGCUAGCCACCUCUGGCUCCGACCCUCUGGGUGACGGCGACUACCUCAUCAACGGAUUCAAGUUCUUCUCCUCGGCAACAGAUGCAAAUGUUGUUCUUUUGCUCGCCAAAACGCCAUCAGGAAAGCUAAGCACGUUUCUCGCGCCAUUACGACGGACCGUUGUGGGCGCCGACGGCGUUUCCAGAGUUGUCUCUAAUGGUGUCCGGAUCCACCGACUGAAGAACAAACUCGGCACCAAAGAAUUGCCAACGGCUGAAUUGGAACUGAAGGAUAUGCGCGCGCAUCUUCUUGGCGAGCUAGAUCAGGGUAUCCUCACUAUCGCGCCUCUUCUUAACGUCACCCGACUUCAUACCUUCGUUGGCUCGUUGGCUGGCUGGCGCCGAGCUAUCAGCAUUACGAAGAACUUUGCGAAGGCAAGGACCACGGUUGGCGAGCCGCUCUGGUUGAUCCCAAUGCAUUUGCGACUCCUCGCGGACUUGGAAGUAAAGCAUCGGGGUGGAAUGAAUCUUGCAUGGUUCACGGUUGCUUUGUUUGGGAUAGUUGAGGAUCAAACACCGUCAUCCAACAAGCUUGCGCAUCUACCUAAACCUGGUAAGGAAGCUGCGGUGGUUUUCCGUGUCUUGACUGCCACUACCAAGGCUGUCAUCAGUAAAAUGACGACUGCAGGAAUUCAAGAAUGCCAGGAAUCUAUGGGUGGAGUUGGGUAUAUGGAUGAAGCUGAUGAGCCCGAGUUCAACAUCUCUCGGAUUAUGCGUAAUAACGCAGUGAAUUCUAUCUGGGAGGGUACGACCAACGUGCUUGCCAGCGAGUCUGUUCGUUUCCUUAUUAAGAAGGACAAUCUGAAGCUAUUUGGAAUAUGGCUUGACCGUACAUUGACUCUAAUUCAAAGUGCAGAUCUGCGAAAUGCCCUGACAGCUGCCUGGUUGGAUUUGCGUGCUCGGUUCACUACUCAGGAUCCUGCUUCGACUGUCGCUGAUGGUCGUCGCUUUAUAUUUACUUUGGCUUGGAUUCUUUCCGGUGCUCUUCUGGCCCUUGAUGCCGAGCGUGAUAAUGACCCCGUGACAACAGAGAUAGCUCGACGCUGGACAUUGAGUGCUGAGGGUGGUGUGGGUGACCAUGUAUUCCAUGACAUUGUUACAGUCAAGGGAACUACUAGUGCUGUCUCUGGAGGCGAGGAACAUCUGCAAUGGGACUGCCGUAUUGCCUGGGGAGUCGACCUCCCGGAGAACCGUGCAACUGGUCACCGGUCCUUGCAAAAGGCAAGCCCGAAGCUUUGA
Molecule: messenger RNA, 1899 nt
Organism: Penicillium robsamsonii
Lineage: Eukaryota; Fungi; Ascomycota; Eurotiomycetes; Eurotiales; Aspergillaceae
Exons: 4
Coding region: 1-1899 (632 amino acids)
Molecular function (GO): oxidoreductase activity, acting on the CH-CH group of donors
Source: RefSeq, a predicted model, not a curated record